CGUAUACAUUCAUAAAUUUUCUGCGUGACUAUGGAAUCGAGACAUUCUGGUGAAGAUAUGUUACGGUGUCAUCUCUGUGAGACCCCGGUCCCGCCCUUGUACUGCGACAUUUGUCACAUACAUUUGUGUAAAGCCUGUGUUGGGGAACAUCUCCUAGAUGAAUCCAAAGAGCACAAAGUUGUGCCUUUUAAGAAGCGGGGACAUGCUACCAACUGUCAAAAACAUUCCUCAAAAAUAUGUGAACUUUACUGUGAACAUUGUAACAUUCCUAUUUGUGUACUCUGUGUUUCCUCAAAGGAACACCACACUCAUUCUGUGGUAGACAUUUUGAAUAUUUUAGAAAGCAAAAAACAUGUCCUACAGAAAGAUUUACAGGAAUUGGAGAAAUCCAUUUAUCCUAAAUAUCAAAAGAUUGCAUCGAGCAUUCCGGUACAGAAAGCUAAUUUAAACAAAAACUCACAAAAAAUAACAACAGCUAUCAGCAGACAUGGAGAAGACUUGCACAGAGAAGUAGACAACAUUGUCAAAAAGCUCAAAACUGAUCUUUCGGAAAUUGAUUCCAAAAACCUUGCUGUUCUAAAUAAAGAGGAAGAUGACAUCAAACACACCAUUUCUGAAAUAACGCAAAGCAUUGCCGAACUGAAGAAGUUAAUGAAUUCUGAUGACGUCAGUCUUGUUUCUGCCUACAAAUCCAGGAAUGCCGAAUUCAGAAGACUGCCUCUAAAACUCACGGUUUCUUUACCAAGUUUUAAAUCCAAGAAGAUCAACAAGGCGCAUUUUUAUCAGCAGUUUGGUUCCCUGUCAGCUUCAUCCCCCAAAACAGAGGAGGGUCACUACUACACGAUGGAUGUCCCUGAUGCUAAGUCCUCUCUCCAGGACAGACCGCUCAUCAGUAAACCACGCGUCCUCACGGAUAUUAACACUGAGUUUGGAAUCUCUAAUAACCUGCGCAGUGUGUCCUGUCUGGGUGAUGAGCAAAUGUGGAUGUGUGGUAAUGACAUCAUUAUGAGACUCUACAAUCUCCAUGGGGAACUAUUGAAGUCGAUACAAACCAAGUCAGGAAACAGGCCGUCAGACAUAGCAGUGACAAGGACUGGGGAUCUGGUUUAUACUGAUUACAAUGAUAGAACUGUUAAUGUACUGAAGAAUACACAGAUACAGACAGUGAUCAGACUUCGGGGGUGGAUACCUCUCAAUGUUUGUAGUACCUCCUUUGAUGACAUCCUAGUUGCCAUGCUCAGUGAAGACAUGAAACAAACAAAGGUUGUGCGUUACUCAGGAUCCACAGAAAAGCAAAGUAUUCAAUUCAAUGACAAUGGAGAACCAUUAUAUUCAUCUGGCGGUUAUAAUACUAAAUACAUCAGUGAGAACAGGAAUCUUGAUAUAUGUGUAGCUGACCAAAGAUUCCGUGCAAUCGUGGUGGUCGAUCAAGCCGGAAAAUUUCGGUUUACGUAUACUGGUUCUAAAUCUACCAGCAAAGAAUCAUUUGAUCCACGCGGCAUCACCACAGACAGCCAGAGUCGGAUCCUUGCGGUAGACUUUAACAACAACCACAUCCACAUCCUGGAUCAGGACGGACAGUUCCUCCGCUACAUUGACAACUGUGAUUUACUCGGUCCAUGGGGCGUAAGUGUGGACACCAGAGACAACCUCUUUGUGGCCGAGUUUAACACAAGUAAAGUGAAGAAAAUCCAAUAUUAACUGCAAACUAUUUAAAGCAAAUUAUAUUUAUUAAAGAUUGUGCAAGCAGAUGUUAAAUUCAAAUACAUGUGGCGACUGUCUUUAAAAAUAUCUGCGGGGAGGACGUACAACGUAAUAGUUCAGGCUAA
Molecule: messenger RNA, 1829 nt
Organism: Magallana angulata
Lineage: Eukaryota; Metazoa; Mollusca; Bivalvia; Ostreida; Ostreidae
Product: E3 ubiquitin-protein ligase TRIM71-like
Exons: 1
Coding region: 31-1701 (556 amino acids)
Biological process (GO): positive regulation of DNA-templated transcription
Cellular component (GO): nucleoplasm; chromatin
Molecular function (GO): zinc ion binding; ubiquitin-protein transferase activity
Source: RefSeq, a predicted model, not a curated record